CUGGAGGUUCUAGAGAGAAAGGGGCGUGGUUUGUUUGUGGCACGAAGUUGGGGCUGAGCAGAGAGUUGGUGGUGUUUCGCAUUCAGUGCCCAGAGGAGGAGGUCAGGUUCAAAGGUGCUGCAAGAUCUCUCUGUGUACAUCCUCUGCCAAAGUCUGUGCUGUAAAUACGUUUGAUCACAGGACACUCUUCUUUCUGUCCUCCACUGUAUGUGAAGAAGACCGCAUCUACUCAAAGCAGGCCUUUUGUGGAUAAACCCAUGGGAACAUGUGUUGGAGAUCCGGGCUUCUAUUUAUAGGUUCCUCUUCCCAGUUUCUGGGUUCCUUGGAUAUAAAAGAAUCAUGAAAAUUUUGAUCAUUGGACUUGGAGGUGUAACAAAUGGAGGGAAAACAACUCUGGCAAGAAAGCUUAAGGAACAUCUUCCAAACUGCACUAUCAUCUCUCAGGAUGACUUUUUUAAGCCUGAGUCUGAAGUGGCUGUAGAUGACAAUGGUUUUCUGCAGUAUGAUGUUCUUGAUGCCUUGCACAUGGACAGAAUGGUGAUGAACAUACACUCUUGGAUGACAAACCCAGAAGACUCUGUGUUGACACGACCACCGGAAAGGACAUAUGAUGAUCAGAAAAGAGCUGAAGAUAUGCGUAUCUUAAUUGUUGAAGGUUUCCUUCUAUAUAACUACAAGCCUCUCAGUGAUAUAUGGGAUAAAAAGUAUUUCCUAACAAUUCCUUAUGAAGAAUGCAAAAGGAGGAGAAGCAACAGAGUUUAUAAUCCACCAGACACACCAGGAUACUUUGAUGGACAUGUAUGGCCCAUGUAUCUGAAGCACAAGAGAGAAAUGGAAGAAAAUGAAACUGACAUAGUUUAUUUGGAUGGAAUGCAAUCACAGGAAGACCUCUAUUCAAAAGUAUAUAGUGAUAUAGUACAGGAAAUGAAAAAGACAGGUGAACAAGGCACUACUAUGCGUGUAUAAAUUCAUACUCCAUAAUGAGAACAACCAUGAAAAUAUUUAUGCAUUUGUUGGGGCUAAAAGGAUGUUUUAAGAAGGUAACUGAAACCCUUACAAAAAGUAACACCACACAGCCUGUAUGCCAUAGCGUCCUAGUGGAUCUGUCAUCCAUCUCUUUCCUGUUGGAGAUGAUAAAUAUAUGCAGUGGUGCCAAUCAUUAAUUUUGGAAUUCUUGUUCUAGUGCCUUAAAACUCCCAGGUUCUGAGUGGAAGAAAACUCCUAUGAUCUUUACUUCCUCUCCUAGACACCAAGUUACUCAGCUAUUUCUGUUUCUAGCUUUCUGCAACAUCAGCGAAGGUGUAUUCAUCAUCUUCUUCACCUGAAGCUAUCAAAGGGAUUCAAGUUUGCUUUUGCUCUGUUGUUCUCUCAGCUUUUUAGUUUUUUUCCAUUCUACUACCCAAUAAUACUUCUACUCUCCAGAAGAAAGAAUGCUAUUCAAACAAUGAAAGACAUAACAAAUAGGGCCACCUUGGAUGGAUCAUUUAUGUACUUUUAAAAGAUUGGAAAUCUAAGCUAUUCCAGUUGACUGAAAUCUGCAUAGCAUCAAGAGAAAUAUUUUUAAUUUUUUAAAUAAAUAUAACUCAAUUUUCAAUGACUGAGUUCUUUUACACUCUAAAAGCAUGAUAAUCCAUUAAUUACAGAUAUCUCAAGAUAUCCUCUGUUGUUAAUCCUGAAUGGAUACCAAUGUAUUGAUUGUCCAUGAUGGAUUACCCCAUUUUCAUCUCCCAGGCUGCCAGAUAAAUAUCUUACACAGAAUACUUUUCUGUUGAUAUUGUGUUUCCACCUGUGAACCCUUUCCUUUUGCAGAGAAUAAAUUAGGUU
This is a messenger RNA of Sceloporus undulatus (fence lizard), 1824 nucleotides long. It is a transcript of the gene NMRK1, whose product is annotated as nicotinamide riboside kinase 1. The transcript has 11 exons. NCBI's taxonomy places the organism in Eukaryota, Metazoa, Chordata, Lepidosauria, Squamata, Phrynosomatidae. Gene Ontology annotation, cellular component: cytoplasm. The record is from RefSeq and is a predicted model, not a curated record. Bases 340 to 966 code for a protein of 208 amino acids.